Messenger RNA from Necator americanus (New World hookworm), 252 nucleotides. RefSeq lists its product as uncharacterized. Lineage: Eukaryota; Metazoa; Nematoda; Chromadorea; Rhabditida; Ancylostomatidae. The coding region runs from base 1 to 252 and encodes 83 amino acids. The record is from RefSeq and is a predicted model, not a curated record. The transcript has a single exon.
AUGCGCUUUAAUGACGACCGUUGGACCAGAGCCGUGAGCGACUGGGCCCCCCGUGAUAUUAGGCGCACCACAGGAAGACCGCCGACCCGAUGGUCAGAUUUCUUCACGAAGUCCUUCAAAGAAAAAUAUGAUGCUCUUCGUGUCCCAUGCGAAAGGAGGAACCACUGGGCUACUCUGGCACUCGAUCGGGACAAAUGGAAGGAUUACUGGCGCCCGCUCGACCAGUUCGAAGAUCGACGGGAGUCAAGGUGA